CUGCUGUAGGACUCUCAACCCUUCUCCCGUGGCAUUUCUGCGUGGGGCUGGUCUUUGGAAGACACGCCGUGGAGAAGCCUCUCUUACAAAGAAAGCAGUGCUCUGCGCAGAGGUGGAUGGUUCCUGGCACUUUAUCUGCUACUAACCAGUUUCCAGAGAGGGGAAGGAGGCACCGCACGCUCCUAGGCCGUCCAUUUUUCAGACUUUAACUUAAAUACAUACAUCAGAGCGAGGAAGCCUCUUGGAUUUGCCCCCUGGGCUGCAGCGGUUCAGCAGGACGAGCUGAGUCGCGCCGAGCGGUGCUGGGCGGCCGCGUGGCCGCUGGAGGGCAGGCGAAGCGUACCGGAGCGGCGGGCAGCGCUGGCAGCACCGGCAACCUCGGCAACCUGACCCCGCUGCAGAGCGCCCGUCGUGGGAGCCGGGCCGGGCAGAGCUGGGCUAAUGGACCCGAGCGGGAGCGGCGGCUGCCUGCCCGAGCGGCGGCAGGGCCGGGGAGAUCCGCACCGGGGCUACCGCCCGCCCGGAGCUGGCCGGGGACGAGACGCGCGGCUGCCCGCUCCAAGGCGGAGAGAGAGAGGGAGAGGAGGAGGAGGAGAGACAGGGGGAGAGGAGAGCUGAUGCCUAAGCGAGUCACUCGGAGGAGGCAAAGCGGGCGGUACCACAACUUCUCGGCGGCGCGGAGCGGCGCGGAACGGCGCGGAGCGGAGCUCGCCGGCCGGAUCGCUCCCAUGUCAGGGCGGCGGUGGGGGACUGCACUCCGCUAGCGUGAAGCCACUGACCUCCCUCUUCUCCUCGCCCAGCGAUGUAUUCACUGCUCUCAGCCUGCACUUGCCUAUGUUUACAUUUCCUGCUGCUGUGCUUUCAGGUACAGAUGUUUGCUGCCGAGGAGAAUGUAGAUUUUCGGAUACACGUGGAGAACCAGACGCGAGCGAGGGACGACGUGAGCAGGAAGCAGCUUCGGCUCUAUCAGCUCUACAGCAGGACAAGCGGGAAACACAUCCAAGUGCUCGGCAGGAGGAUCAGUGCCAAAGGAGAAGAUGGAGAUAAAUAUGCCCAGCUUCUAGUGGAAACAGACACUUUUGGCAGUCAAGUCCGGAUCAAAGGGAAGGAGACAGACUUCUACCUUUGCAUGAACAGGAAAGGCAAGCUAGUGGGGAAGCCUGAUGGCACCAGCAAGGAGUGUGUCUUCAUUGAAAAAGUUCUAGAGAACAACUACACGGCACUGAUGUCAGCGAAGUAUUCAGGCUGGUAUGUUGGAUUCACCAAAAAAGGGAGGCCAAGGAAAGGGCCCAAGACCCGAGAAAACCAACAAGAUGUACAUUUUAUGAAGAGGUACCCAAAGGGGCAAGUGGAGAUACAGAAACCUUUCAAGUACACAACAGUCACCAAGAGGACUAAGAGAAUACGACCCACCAACCCCAGUUAAAACCAGACCAGAACGGUGUCACCAUAAUGAACCACAAAGAAACGAAACCAAACCCCCCCCACAAAAAAAAAAAGAAAAACAAACCCAAACAAACAAAACCCCCAAAACCCACAAACAAAAAAAAGAA
Pogoniulus pusillus (Red-fronted tinkerbird) is the source of this 1553-nucleotide messenger RNA. RefSeq names its product fibroblast growth factor 18 (gene FGF18). Gene Ontology annotation, cellular component: cytoplasm. The transcript has 7 exons. Lineage: Eukaryota; Metazoa; Chordata; Aves; Piciformes; Lybiidae. Gene Ontology annotation, biological process: positive regulation of cell population proliferation; positive regulation of gene expression; cell differentiation. Bases 803 to 1426 code for a protein of 207 amino acids. Gene Ontology annotation, molecular function: growth factor activity; fibroblast growth factor receptor binding. The record is from RefSeq and is a predicted model, not a curated record.